UCGCCGAGCAGUAGCCGCAGCAGUGGGAUGUUUACCUGGCGGUGCCUCAUCCUUUGGGCUGUGCUGGUCACAGCCGCGCUCUCAGCUGCCAGGCCGGCCCCCACCCUGCCCGACCAAGUUCUGCCCAAAGCAAAAAUCGAAGUGGAGUCCUACUCGGCCCACCCCGGUGACCUCCUCCAGCUGCGCUGCCGGCUGAGGGAUGACGUCCAGAGCAUCAACUGGGUGCGCAACGGCGUCCAGCUGACCGAGAACAACCGGACGCGCAUUACCGGGGAGGAGGUAGAGGUCAGGGACGCGGUGCCCGAGGACUCGGGGCUCUAUGCCUGCAUGACCAACAGCCCCUCGGGAAGCGAGACCACCUACUUCUCCGUGAACGUCUCAGAUGCGCUCCCCUCCGCAGAGGACGAUGAUGACGAAGAUGAUUCCUCUUCGGAGGAGAAGGAGGCGGAUAACACCAAGCCGAACCAGGCCAUUGCUCCCUACUGGACCUAUCCCGAGAAGAUGGAGAAGAAGCUCCAUGCCGUCCCCGCUGCCAAAACGGUGAAAUUCAAGUGUCCGUCGAGCGGGACGCCCAACCCCACGCUGCGCUGGCUGAAGAAUGGCAAGGAGUUCAAACCCGACCACCGCAUCGGGGGGUACAAGGUCCGCUACGCGACCUGGAGCAUCAUCAUGGACUCGGUGGUGCCGUCUGAUAAGGGCAACUACACAUGCAUCGUGGAGAACAAAUACGGGAGCAUCAACCACACCUACCAGCUGGAUGUCAAAUGGGUGCUGCACCCUACAAAGAUGGGGAUGGGGAGCGCUCACAGGGACGGGGCACACUCGCUGUCCCCACAGCCGCCCACCCCAGUGCAGAACUCUGCAGCACAGCGGGUCCGCGAGCAGCACUCGGGGAUUAAUAGCUCUGAUGCGGAGGUGCUGACCCUGUAUAAUGUGACAGAGGCGGAGAGCGGGGAGUAUGUUUGUAAGGUUUCCAAUUAUAUUGGCGAGGCCAACCAGUCUGCGUGGCUCACUGUCACCAGACCUCUGGCAAAAGGUAAUCGGAAGAAUUCCCGGCGGGGUGUUUCCUCGGACCGUCAGUCCCCGGCGGUGGAAAACAAAACUCUGGGCUCUCUCGUUUCUGCUGUGUUUCUGACGGCUGGCGUUAACACAACAGACAAAGAAAUGGAAGUCCUUCACUUAAGGAAUGUCUCAUUUGAGGAUGCUGGGGAGUAUACAUGUUUGGCGGGUAAUUCUAUUGGGAUCUCCCAUCACUCUGCAUGGUUGACAGUUCUCGAAGCUAUUGAAGACACCCCAGCCAUGAUGACAUCCCCCCUCUACCUGGAGAUCAUCAUUUACUGCACUGGGGCGUUCCUCAUCUCCUGCAUGGUGGUGACCGUCAUCAUCUACAAGAUGAAGAGCACCACCAAGAAGACAGACUUCAACAGCCAGCUGGCCGUGCACAAGCUGGCCAAGAGCAUCCCCCUGCGCAGACAGGUAACAGAAACUGACGCCACGGAGAAGGACUUGUCUGACCUCAUCUCUGAGAUGGAGAUGAUGAAGAUGAUUGGCAAGCACAAGAACAUCAUCAACCUGCUGGGAGCCUGCACGCAGGACGGACCCCUCUAUGUGAUCGUGGAGUACGCGAGCAAAGGCAACCUGCGGGAGUACCUGCAAGCCCGGCGGCCCCCUGGCAUGGAGUACUGCUACAACCCCACCCGUGUCCCCGAGGAGCAGCUCUCCUUCAAGGACCUGGUCUCCUGCGCCUACCAGGUGGCCCGGGGCAUGGAGUACCUGGCCUCCAAGAAGUGCAUCCACAGGGACCUGGCGGCCAGGAACGUCCUGGUGACUGAGGACAAUGUGAUGAAGAUCGCUGACUUCGGUCUGGCCCGUGACAUCCACCACAUAGAUUACUACAAGAAGACGACAAACGGUCGCCUGCCGGUGAAGUGGAUGGCCCCAGAGGCUCUCUUCGACCGAAUAUACACUCAUCAGAGCGACGUGUGGUCCUUCGGCGUGCUGCUGUGGGAGAUCUUCACGCUGGGCGGCUCGCCCUACCCCGGCGUGCCGGUCGAGGAGCUCUUCAAGCUGCUGAAGGAAGGUCACAGGAUGGACAAGCCCAGCAACUGCACCAACGAGCUGUACAUGAUGAUGCGGGAUUGCUGGCACGCCGUCCCCUCCCAGAGACCCACCUUCAAGCAGCUGGUGGAAGACCUGGAUAGGAUCGUGGCCAUGACCUCCAACCAGGAGUACCUGGACCUCUCCAUGCCGCUGGAUCAGUAUUCUCCCGGCUUCCCGGACACCCGCAGCUCCACCUGCUCCUCAGGAGAGGACUCUGUUUUUUCCCACGACCCUCUUCCAGACGAGCCGUGCCUUCCCAAGUUCCCCCCUCAGCACACCAACGGCGGACUGAAGCGACACUGAGGGUGGCACUGCCAGCAGGGACUGCCAUGCCGUGCCCGCGCCCGCGGGCUGCCGGCGGAUGCUGCCUGCGCAGCCCGGUCAUGCUGAGCUAUUGCAGAAAGGGUUCAGAGACACAACCGUAGCAUCUCACGUAACCAAACCCACCCACCUCUCAUGCCAGCUUCUCCUGCCGCCUUAGUUGUGAGCUCUCUGCAGCCCAAAGGUUUUGUUCUGGUGUUUUUUUGGUGUUUCCUUUUUUUUUUUAAAAAACCUCUUUUCCAUG
This is a messenger RNA of Pygoscelis adeliae (Adelie penguin), 2665 nucleotides long. It is a transcript of the gene FGFR1, whose product is annotated as fibroblast growth factor receptor 1. The coding region runs from base 28 to 2403 and encodes 791 amino acids. Lineage: Eukaryota; Metazoa; Chordata; Aves; Sphenisciformes; Spheniscidae. The transcript is spliced from 16 exons. The record is from RefSeq and is a predicted model, not a curated record. Gene Ontology annotation, molecular function: fibroblast growth factor receptor activity; ATP binding; fibroblast growth factor binding. Gene Ontology annotation, cellular component: signaling receptor complex; membrane. Gene Ontology annotation, biological process: positive regulation of cell population proliferation; protein phosphorylation; fibroblast growth factor receptor signaling pathway.